GUCUUGAAAUAAGUUAGUGAAUAUGGCGUAUCAACAUCAGUUUACAUCGGAGGAAAAUGAAGAUGACUUAGAAAAACUACGGCUUGCUGCUCUUAAAUCAUUGCGGACUGCGAAAGCAGUUCCUAAAGUUGUCAGGAAGUUUAAGAAGGCCAAUAAGAAGUUUAUUUUUAAGGGCCAAGGAAUUCGAACUAACUGCUAUAAUGGCAAAUCAAUGAAAAAGAAUUUCAGAGGUAACUCAAACCAGAAUUUCAGAGGCAACUCAAACCAGAAUUUUAGAAACAACUCAAACCUUAUUACAAUAGUUCCUGUGGUGGAAAUGUCUGGGGCCUCUGGGAGUGAAUGUGGAGGACAAUCUUCAGAAAGUAAAGAUUCAGAAGUUAAUCAAGUGCCAUCAAAAUUCAGCCGAUAUGAUGAUGACAAUUCAGAUAAUAGUGAUGAAGAUUUUAUGGGCUACUGUGGUACAAAUGGAGUUGAAGAAGAUGAAAGUGCAGAGGAAGAUUCUGACAUAUUGUUACUGGAUACAAAUGAAGAAGAAAGUCUGGAAAAACUAAUGGAUGAAUUAGAAGAAGAGAUAAAGAAAACUGAAAGGACUUCACUGUCUGUAACAAGUGCAGAUGACAGUGAAACGGAGGUACCGGAAAAAAGUGUUCUGCAGGAAGAAACUGAUGUAAAAGUUUGCCGUGAUCAACAACUGGAGUCUUGUGUGAGUGAUGUGUGUGUUCAGCCUGAUGUUGUGAGUGGAAAUUCUGUGACAAUUAGUGCUCUGCAAGGAACAACAAAAGAAGUGAUCAGCAGCACUGUGGAUGCUGCAUAUGACAAUGGACAACCACUUUCCUCUGUUAAAGCCCAAGAAACACGUACUCUGCUAAUUUCAGUGCCAGUAUCUACAGUGAAGACCACAGACAAUGAACCAGCUGCUCAGGCUGAAAAUUCCCAUAUUACUUUAAAAAUGUCUCAAAUAUCAAGGCAUUCACCACCUGAUAAUAAGUACAUCAAAUGUUCCAAUAAGAGUGUAAUAACCCCAAACCAGUCCCCUGUUCAUUCACCUGGACAAUGUAGCCAUCCAGAAAAUUGUCAAAGCCAAGGGUCUUCAUUGUACAAAACCACCUCAUGUAGCCCUGGAGCAACCCACAAUGCAAGCAGAGUUUCAGACUCAUCUUCAAUGUAUAAUUCAGUGUCUCAAGUGGAAAGGUCUCAGGUUCACGAUAACAGAUCUCAAAGCACAAAAUCCCCAGUCUAUCGACGAUCACGAACUCCGGCAUCACCAUCUAGGACUACUACUUCAAAAAUAAGAAACUCCUUCAGCCGAUCACGCAGUCCAAGAUCUCCAUUGCGAAUUCAAAGGUCACCUGCACAUGCUGUGAAAUCACGAAGCCCCAAGUCACCUGUACGUAAACUAAGUCCUCAUAAUUCUAGAUCACCGAUUUAUGAUUCAAGACCAUAUACACAAACGUCACCAGUUCACUCUCUUCAAUCACGGAGCCCACAUUCUCCUUGCAGUAGUGAUAGGUUUCAUAGUACUUCACGCAUUCAUAGGUCUUCGAGAAUUUCUACAUCAAAAUCUCCAGUUCACCAAGUGAGGUCACCUAGCCCAAGACCUUCCACUCAUUUGCGAAGAUCUUGCACUCCGAGAUCAAGUCCUAUCAGGCAUACAUCUCGGUCUCCAAGAUCAAGUCCUCAUAACCAGAAAUCUCGUAGUCCAAGAUCAAUUGCUCACAAGCGACAAUCCUGCAGUCCGAGGUCUGCUACUCACUUGCGAAGAUCUUGCAGUCCAAGAUCAGCUGUGACUAUGCGGAGAUCUCGUAGUCCAGGACCAGCAUCAAGUAUGCGUAUAUCUUGCAGUCCAGGACCAUCAUCAACUAUGAGUAUAUCUUGCAGUCCAGGACCAUCAUCAACUAUGAGAUCUCAUAGUCCAGGACUAGUGAUAAGUAUGCGAAGAUCGUGCAGUCCGGGGCCAGCAAUGACCAUGCGUAGAUCAUGCAGUCCAGGACCACUGAUGAACAUACAGAGGUCACGCAGUCCAGAGCCACUGAUGAACAUGCGGAGGUCACGAAGUCCAGGGCCUGUGAAGAACAUGCGGAGGUCACACAGUUCAGGGCCGGCGAUGAGCGUACGGAGGUCGUGCAGUCCAGGGCCACAGACAGGCAGGCGGAGGUCACGCAGUCCAGGGCCACAGACAAGCAGGCGGAGGUCACGCAGUCCAGGGCCACAGACAAGCAGGCGGAGGUCACGCAGUCCAGGGCCACAGACAAGCAGGCAGAGGUCACGAAGUCCAGGGCCACAGACAAGCAGGCAGAGGUCACGCAGUCGAGGGCCACAGACAAGCAGGCGGAGGUCACGCAGUCCAGGGCUGCAGAUGAGCAGGCAGAGAUCAUGCAGUCCAGGGUCAGGGACAAGCAUGCGGAGAUCACGGAGUCCAGGACCAGUGACAAGCAUGUGGAGAUCACGGAGUCCUGGGAUAGUAAAGAGCAAGCGGAGGUCAUGCAGCCCAGGGCCAGUGAAGAGCAAGCGGAGGUCAUGCAGCCCAGGGCCACUGAAGAGCAAGCGGAGGUCAUGCAGCCCAGGGCCAGUGAAGAGCAAGCGGAGGUCAUGCAGCCCAGGGCCAGUGAAGAGCAAGCGGAGGUCAUGCAGCCCAGGACCAGUGAAGAGCAAGCGGAGGUCACGCAGUCCAGGGCCAGCAAAGAGCAUGCGGAGGUCACGCAGUCCAGGGCCAGCAAAGAGCAUGCGGAGGUCACGCAGUCCAGGGCCAGCAAAGAGCAUGCAGAGGUCACGCAGUCCAGGGCCAGCAAAGAGCAUGCGGAGGUCACGCAGUCCAGGGCCAGCAAAGAGCAUGCGGAGGUCCCGCAGUCCAGGGCCAGCAACGAACAUGCGGAGAUCACGCAGUCCAGGGCCAGCAACGAACAUGCGGAAAUCACGCAGUCCAGGGCCAGCAACGAGCAUGCGGAGAUCUCACAGUCCAGGGCCAGCGACAAGAAUGCGGAGAUCACGCAGUCCACAGCCAGUGACAAGCAUGCGGAGAUCACACAGUCCAGGGCCAGCGACAAGAAUGCUGAGAUCACGCAGUCCACAGCCAGUGACAAGCAUGCGGAGAUCACCCAGUCCAGUGGCAGCAAGGAACAGGUGGAGGUCACGCAGUCCAGGUCCAGUGAGGAGCAGGCAGAGAUCACGCAGCCCAGGUCCAGCGAGGAGCAUGCGGAGAUCACGCAGUCCAGGCCCUAUGACGAGCAUGCGGAGAUCACACAGUCCACACCCAAUGACAAGCAUGCGGAGAUCACGCAGUCCAGGGCCAAGGACGAGCAUGCGGAGAUCACGCAGUCCAGGGCCAAGGACGAGCAUGCGUAGAUCACGCAGCCCAGGGCCAAGGACGAGCAUGCGUAGAUCACGCAGCCCAGGUCCAAGGACGAGCAUGCGUAGAUCACGCAGCCCAGGGCCAAGGACGAGCAUGUGUAGAUCACGCAGUCCAGGGUCAGUGACGAGCAUGCGUAGAUCGCGCAGUCCUGGGCCAGUGACGAGCAAGCGUAGAUCGCGCAGUCCAGGGCCAGUGACGAGCAAGCAUAAAUCACGCAGUCCAGGACCAGCAAAGAACAUGCGUAGAUCGCGCAGUCCAGGACCAACAACAAAUACACGGAGAUCUCAUAGUCCAGGACCUGCAAGGAAUGCGAGGAGAUCUCGCAGCCCGAGACCAGCAAUGAGUGCACGGAGAUCCCGCAGUCCUGGACCGACAGUGAGUACGCGGAGAUCUCGCAGUCCAGGACCUGCAACAUGUACACGGAGAUCACGCAGUUCAGGACCGGCAAUGAGCACACGGAGAUCUCGCAGUCCAAGACCAGCAGUGAACACACGGAGAUCUCGCAGUCCAGGUCCGGUAGUCAGCACACGGAGAUCUCGCAGUCCAAGACCAGCAGUGAACACACGGAGAUCUCGCAGUCCAGGUCCGGCAGUCAGCACACGAAGAUCUCGCAGUCCAGGACCAGCAGUGAGCACACGGAGAUCUCGCAGUCCAGGACGGGGAAUGAGCACACGGAGAUCUCGCAGUCCAGGACCGGCAGUGAGCACACGGAGAUCUCGCAGUCCAGGACGGGCAGUGAGCACACGGAGAUCUCGCAGUCCAGGAAGGGCAGUGGGCACACGGAGAUCUCGCAGUCCAGGAAGGGCAGUGGGCACACGGAGAUCUCGCAGUCCAGGAAGGGCAGUGGGCACACGGAGAUCUCGCAGUUCAGGAAGGGCAGUGGGCACACGGAGAUCUCGCAGUCCAGGAAGGGCAGUGGGCACACGAAGAUCUCGCAGUCCAGGAAGGGCAGUGGGCACACGGAGAUCUCGCAGUCCAGGACAAGCAAUGAGCACACGGAGAUCUCGCAGUCCAGGACGGGCAGUGAGCACACAGAGAUCUUGCAGUCCAGGACUGGCAGUGAGCACACGGAGAUCUCGCAGUCCAGGACGGGCAGUGAGCACACGGAGAUCUCGCAGUCCAGGACGGACAGUGAGCACACGGAGAUCUCGCAGUCCAGGACGGACAGUGAGCACACGGAGAUCUCGCAGUCCAGGACCGGCAAUGUGCACACAAAGAUCUCGCAGUCCAGGAUCGGCAAAGUGCACACGAAGAUCUCGCAGUCCAGGAUCGGCAAAGUUCACACGAAGAUCUCGCAGUCCAGGACCGGCAAUGACCACACGAAGAUCUCGCAGUCCAGGACCGACAAUGACCACACGAAGAUCUCGCAGUCCAGGACCGACCAAGAGUACAAGGAGAUCUUGCAGUCCAGGAGUGGCUAAGAGCAAACGGAGAUCUCACAGUCCAGGACUGGCCAAAGGCACACGGAUAUCUCGCAGUCCAGGACCGGAAAUGAGCUCAAACAGAUCUCGCAGUCCAGGACCACUAAUGAGCAUUCAUAGAUCUCACAGCCCAAGACCUGUAACAUGUAUGCAGAGAUCUCACAGUCCACAGCCAUCUUCUAGUACCCGGAGAUCUCGCAGUCCGAGACCAUCUACCGAUACCCGAAGAUCUCGCAGUCCAAGACCAGUUAACAGUACUCGAAGAUCUCGCAGUCCAAGACCAGCUGGUAGUGUGCGACGAUCUCACAGUCCAAGACCAUCUGUGAGUGUGCUGAGAUCUCACAGUCCCAGACCAGCAGUGAGUAUGCGAAGAUCUCGCAGCCCGAGACCGAUAGUGAGUACUCGUAGAUCUCGGAGUCCAAGAUCAGCUUCUGAUAUGCGGAGAUCGCACAGUCCAAGACCACAUACUAAUCUGCGUAGAUCUAGAAGUCCAAGCCCUGCCACGAAUAUACGGAAGUCUCACAGUCCAAGAACAGCAGCUAAGGUACAGAGAUCUGUUAGUCCAACACCAGCCUCUAAUAUGCAGAGCUCUAUUAGCCCAAGACCAGCCACAAAUUUGAGAAGAUCUCUGAGCCCAAGACCAGGUACUAAUAUUCGGAGAUCUCCCAGUCCAAGACCAAUGGCUAUUGUACGAAGAUCUCUCAGUCCAAGACCACCUGCUAAAAUACGGAGUUCUUUUAGUCCACAGCCAGCUGCUAAGAUACGAAGAUCAGGAAGUCCCAGACCAACUGGUAAUGUGUGUAGAUCUGAUAGUCCAAGAACAGCCACAAAGGUACUGAGAUCUAAUAGUCCAAGACCAGCUGCUCAUGUGCGGAGCUCUGGUAGUCCAAGAAGAGUUGCUCUGAUAAAGAGAUCUGGUAGUCCGAGACAAACUGCUCAGAUGUGCAUAUCUUUUAGUCCAAGAUUAACUGAACACAGGAGGAAAUCCUCUAGUCCCAGAUCAUGUACUCGUGUGCAGAAGUCGUGUAGCCCUAGGUCAGCCACCCAAAUACGGAGAUCUUGUAGUCCCAGACAAGUCAGUCAGAUGAAGAGGUCUCGUAGUCCCACUUGGUCUCCAGCUAGAAAAUCUGCAUCACAAUUCAGAAAGCUGUCAAGAUCACCAUCUAGGAGAUAUUCUGACAACCAUUAUUCUCCUUCACAUUCCAGAUGCUCUAGAAAGCAGUCAUUAUCACCAAGAUCCAGAAAUUACAUUUCACCAGGCAGGUCUGGCUCACCAAGGGAAAGACAAAAGUCACCACAAUGCAAAAUAUCUCCAGUUAGAAUGCAGGCACAUGACCGGAGCAGUAUUACAUCACAGAAGAAAUCCAUUUCUCCAAAGUGCAGGAGGCAUUCGCUAUCACCAGGAAAAGGAUGUGUAAAGUCACCCAUUAUCCAAAGAACAUUUGCAUCACCCAAAAGACACUCACCAGAUGUGCAGCGGAAGAGAUCACCUAUAAAUUUUCCUUCAAAUAGGUCAAAUGUUUCAAAACAUGCCAUGCAGAGAAGCAAAUCACCAGUUUCAAGAGUUUCGAAUUCGCCUCCAAUAAGUCUAGAGCAACUACAUUUGAAUAGGAAGCAUUCAAAGGGUAGGAGCCCAUCUCCCUGUCCAAUUAAAAUGUAUCGUGUAUCAAGUACCAGAAAAAAGUCCCCAGAAAAACUACCAAGAAAAUCAUCUCAUAUGUCUUCUAAAGACAGAGAAAAUGUGCAUUACACAGCAUCACCAUAUGACCAUCAGGUCUCUACUUCUCCAGAGGUGAAACCUUCUCACACGGAUAAAUGUUACAGAAGUCCACAAAGAAAAGCAUCACCACAUUUAAUGGCAUCAUUUUCACCUCUCUCUCCACAGAACUCAUUCUCUUUCUCAGGGGCUCAUGAAGAUGAUCAUUCAUUACGGAGAAAAGAUGUAGGUUUAAUUCAUGGAAAGCCCAUGCAUGACAAUCGAAAGAAUAAUACAUCAGUAGAAGAAUUAUAUUGUCAUUCAGAUAACCCCUCAACCCAGAAAAGUCGGAGUCAGACACCAAGCCUGAGCCCAUCACCUGAGAAAAACUCUGAGUCAGAAAAUAAAUACUAUACAGUGCCUCUCAGAAUCCAAACCUCAUCUCUAGGUUACAAGAAUCCCCCUGUUUCUAAUUCUUUGAAAAACAAUGACAUCAGUUGUUGGCAAGGAGCUUCAGCAUGCUCAGUUACCACUGAUAGUGGCAGCAAAGUUAAGUCGUUAAGAAAAAAUCAUGAUGAAAGUGUUACACAGACCAGAUCUGAGCUGAUGUCCAAAAACUGCACAAAAAAAACAGAAAGAAAAACUUCACAUAAAUAUAGGAUGAAAGAUAAAAACAAGAAAGGACAUAUAGUGGCGAUGUGUCAGGAUGAACCAAAGUCAUUGGCACUAAACUCUGAUGUUAUCGACACAGGUAGAAGUAUGGUGAAUGAUAAUGUUCCUAUUCAGGAGACUAAAAAAAGAAAAUUUGAUUCCUCAGAUUCUCUUGAACAUUCUUGUAAAACAAAUAGCUUGGAUCAGUUAUCAGAAACUAAGGUAGAGAAGGAAAUGGAAACUGUCACUAAAAUAGCUAAUACCCCCGAUGACAGAACCUUAGAUGAACUUGAAGAUCUUUUGGACUUGGAAUUAGAUAAAUCAGUUGAUUUAUGGGAAAGUGAUGAAUCAGAAAAUGAGCAUUUUAAUCAAGAAACAAAGACCCUGGAAAAAUCUUUAGAUUUAGCUGAAGAUCAGCACUCAAGAUCUUCUGGUAUGGAAAAGGACAGUGCAGUUGCGAAAGGAAGACUGAAAGACACCACUGGUGAAAAAUUAAACUUCUCUACCACAGGAGAUUCACCUGGUGAAGAAAGUAAGGUGAUAAAAGUUACAUCAGGUGGAUCGGGCAAAAGGAAGAAGAGAUCAGACUCUCGGAAAAAUUCGUCUAGAAAGUCCAGCCGCAGAGAAAACAGAAUUAAAGUGCAGCAGUUGGGAGAGCAGUGUAGCCCAUCAAAAACAGAAUCAGCAGAUGAAAGCAUGGAGCAUACUGAUAUAACAGACUGUGACCUCAGGGCAGAGCUAAGUCGAAGACGAGCAGAAAGAUUACUUAAGGCAGGAUCAUUACAUACUGCACUCCCUACACGGUUACUGCAAUCUGCAUUUCGGGGACUUGUUAGCGGCAAAACUGCCAAGAAAGAGGCCAGUGAACGGAAAUCGUGUGACAGAGAGCUGCAGAAAAGAGACAAAACAGAUGGACGAAGAGUUAUGGUUCUGAAGUCACCCCCUUCUGAAGAUCAGGAUGUUGUGAGCCUCAGUGUCACCAUACCAAAGGAUAAAAAGGAUAAAAACUCUCCAUCAAAAGUACCUGUUCACUUACGCCUUGGCCUUCCUAGUAGUAGCUGGGACACACAGAAUUCCCAUUCAAGACGAAGAGGUUAUCGUAAGGUGAAGCUUAAACGCAGUGUGAUUGUUUCAUCUGAGAAAGGUCAUAAGGUUUAAUCUUGGAUUGGACAUAAGGAAAGGCAAAAUAUUAGAAACGAGAAGACGUGUUUGAAAAUUGUUGGACAAUAUUGGACAGUAAUCAUAUUGAUUGUGCAUUUUUUUGGGAUACUUUAUUCCAUUAUUUAACUGUUAUUUCUACUGAAUUUACAAUGUAAAUAAAGUAAUGAGUCAUAUGUUUACAUCUUUGUAUAAAUGUAAAUGAAAUAUUCCUUUGUUGUUUUUAUAUAUACACACCAAUAAAAUAUUUAUUUGUAGUCAUAAUUGUAUAUAUUGCAUGUAUAUAAAUCUAAGACUUCUCCAAUUUAUAAAUCAUUGUAUUUGAUAUACAUAAAGAUUUCAGAACAACAGAAUUAUGUGGAGGAAAUGAACUGUAUUUUUUC
This is a messenger RNA of Schistocerca americana (American grasshopper), 8658 nucleotides long. Its product is annotated as serine/arginine repetitive matrix protein 2-like. The record is from RefSeq and is a predicted model, not a curated record. The transcript has 11 exons. Lineage: Eukaryota; Metazoa; Arthropoda; Insecta; Orthoptera; Acrididae. The coding region runs from base 23 to 8275 and encodes 2750 amino acids.